AACCCCGAAUAGUUCGGCACUGGGAUGAAAGAAGACUCAGGGACUGUCGCUGAUGAAUUCGUUGUCAUUCCACUGGUGGAUCGUUUUGUGAGAAGCAUUUAUUCCAAGUUUAAGUCUCUCGAAGUUAUUAAACGAAAGGAUCUUCCCAAACGAUUUAAUAUAUUAGAUCAAUUUAUUAUUUGAUUUUUAAAAUUUAAUAUAUAUCAAAACAACAACAACAACAACAAUAACAAUAACAACAGGAAGAACAAAUUUUGGAUAAAUAUGUCGCUUGGAAUAUUUUUCAUUUUAACUUCAUUCCUGUCUUUCGUUUCGGGAAAUAUGGUAAAUCUUACGAAUAAUGGUUUAAAGAAAGAAGAUUUCUUUUUGAAGAUACAAACGAUGAUAUCAUUAAGCGAAGUGACGGAUCUGAUAUUACGUCAAAAUCAAUUCGACAGUUUUUUAGAUUGUUCAACGAAUUUGAGUUCAUUGAAAACGUUGGAUCUAUCUCAAAAUCAUUUACAACGUUUUUUCUUUCUCUGUAAAGACGAAUACAAUCUUCAGGUGUUAAAUGUCAGUCAUAACAAGUUGGAAUACAUCGAUGACAAUGCGUUAAAUAACAGAAUACCAAAAUUAAAAAUAUUGGAUUUAUCAUCUAACAAACUUUCUAUCGUCAAUGAGACCAUGUUGGAACAUUUAAAGAUUUUAGAAUUUCUUUCGUUAGCUGACAAUCCAAUUGGCGAUGGAAUACACGAAAAUGCAUUUUGGCCAUUGACCAAAUUGAAACAUCUCGAUUUAAAAAACAUUUCGUGUACAUUCUUUUCCGCGGAACUUUUUAAAAGUCUAACAAAUCUUUCAACAUUGGAUUUAUCAUGGAACCCGAUAAGUACGAUUCCAUUGUUACCGAUAAACUUAGAAAAAUUGGAUAUAUCAGGAACGCAGAUAUUUCUAUUGGGUGGAUUAUAUUUGCCACGUUUGAGAGAAUUACAAAUGAACAAUAUGCCAAAUUUGACAAGAGUUGCGUUAAAUGAUUUAGAAAAUUUAACGAGUUUGGAGAUAUUAUCGUUGAUCGGUUGUAGAAAUUUAGUUCAAUUUACGGUUUGGCCUUACCGUGGUACUUUAUUACCAAGAUUGCAACGUUUAUCGAUAGAUGAUUGUGCUUUGGAAACAUUGGAAUAUGAUCUUCGUUUGAUAUUACAAAGAACAGCGGUUGUAAGUCUACGGGAUAAUCCUUGGAAAUGUGAUUGUAGAAUGCAAUGGGUUAAUAUUAAUAAUUCUUCGAAAGAAUUAAACACGGAGAUAAGGUGUUCCAUGCCAGAUAAACAUCGUAGUAAACUUCUCAAAGAAAUUCCAAUUUACGAAUUAGAAUGCGACUCGAUGUCAACCAUUUUUUAUCCAAUUUUAUGGACUUGUAUAACAUUACUGAUACUAAUAAUUAUUCUUCUAAGUGUUUUCUUCAUCGUUAAAAGACAAGGUGGACAAUGGACUGUUCGAAGACGAAAUCAGGAUACCGUUACGUAUACAAACGUUGUAGAAUCUUCAAAUGAUUUGAUAAGAAUAUUAACUGUUAGUGAUAAUCACGAUCGUAAUGACGAAUGAAGGAAAUAAAGAAAGAAAUUACAACAACAACAACAACAACAACUAAUUACGAAUUUAAAUAACAACA
Messenger RNA from Polistes dominula (European paper wasp), 1645 nucleotides. RefSeq lists its product as uncharacterized. Gene Ontology annotation, molecular function: protein binding. Gene Ontology annotation, cellular component: extracellular matrix. The record is from RefSeq and is a predicted model, not a curated record. Lineage: Eukaryota; Metazoa; Arthropoda; Insecta; Hymenoptera; Vespidae.